Molecule: messenger RNA, 1057 nt
Organism: Pistacia vera
Lineage: Eukaryota; Viridiplantae; Streptophyta; Magnoliopsida; Sapindales; Anacardiaceae
Product: LAG1 longevity assurance homolog 2-like
Exons: 6
Coding region: 79-945 (288 amino acids)
Biological process (GO): ceramide biosynthetic process
Cellular component (GO): endoplasmic reticulum; membrane
Molecular function (GO): sphingosine N-acyltransferase activity
Source: RefSeq, a predicted model, not a curated record
AGAUGAUUAUUUUGAUUUGUUUUAGUUGAUUGAGGAGGCUAGGCUCGGGUCUAAUUCUCGCUUCAAUUCAAUUCACGCAUGGACUCGAUCUGGACUCAAAGUGGACCGACCGACGCUUGGCAUUUCAUCGUCGCCGUGUUAUUCGCUCCCGGUUUCGUCGUCGCUAGGUUCUUGCUCGAUAAAUUCAUCUUUCGACGGUUAGCCAUCUGGUUGUUGAGCAAUGGAAAUCUCCCAUUAAAGAUGAAUGAAGCUGCAAGGGCAAAAGUUGGAAAAUGUUCGGAAUCUAUGUGGAAAUUGACAUACUAUGCUACUGUUGAAUUUUGUAUUCUCAAAAUUGCCUACCAUGAGCCAUGGUUCAGAGAUACAAAAUUGUAUUUUGAUGGCUACCCAAAUCAAGAGUUAAAGCUCCCCUUAGAGCUUUACUACAUGUGCGAAUGUGGGUUUUACAUCUACAGCAUUGCUGCCCUCUUGACAUGGGAAACUCGUAGAAAGGAUUUCUCUGUAAUGAUGUCUCAUCAUGUAAUUACUGUUAUCCUGAUCGGAUACUCAUACCUUUCUAGUUUUUUCCGGAUUGGCUCAAUUAUCCUUGCCUUGCAUGAUGCAAGUGAUGUAUUUCUGGAAGCUGCAAAAGUGUUCAAGUAUUCUGAGAAUGAACUUGGGGCAAGUGUAUUCUUUGGGUUAUUUGCUAUCUCAUGGCUCGUACUACGACUAGUAUUUUUUCCAUUUUGGGUCAUCAAAUCUUCAAGCUAUGAUCUUCUGAACUACUUGAAUCUAUCAGAGAUUUAUCCAACGGUCGUGUACUAUGUCUUUAAUACAAUGUUACUGAUGCUGCUUGUGUUCCACAUAUAUUGGUGGGUUCUCAUAUGCUCAAUGAUUAGGAGACAGCUGAAAAAUAGGGGAAAAGUCGGAGAAGAUAUAAGAUCUGAUUCUGAGGACGACGAUUAGGUGAAAGAUUGAAGAUUUUUGUUGUGGGUAAUGAAUAUUAGCCGUGGGGAGAGAUUACAAAAUGACUAUUUUGUAGAUUUGGCUCUGUGCGCAAUUGAGAGGAGAAGUAGAA